Messenger RNA from Sclerotinia borealis F-4128, 450 nucleotides. NCBI's taxonomy places the organism in Eukaryota, Fungi, Ascomycota, Leotiomycetes, Helotiales, Sclerotiniaceae. The record is from the annotation of a GenBank genome assembly.
AUGGGUGGUGUUACUGUUCGCGAUGUUGACGCACAAAAGUUCAUUGAUUCAUAUGCUGCUUUCUUGAAGAGACAGGGUAAACUCCCAAUUCCAGGUUGGGUUGAUACCGUCAAGACCAGCGCAUCCAACGAGCUCCCACCUCAAUCCAUCGACUGGUACUACGUUCGCGCCGCUGCCAACGCUCGUCACAUCUACCUCCGCAAAACCGUCGGUGUUGGACGUCUCACCAAGGUUCACGGUUCAACCAAGAACCGUGGUUCCAGACCAUCCCACCACGUUAACGCCUCCGGAUCUGUUGACCGUCACGUCUUACAAUCCCUCGAGAAGAUCGGUGUUUUGGAGAGAGAUGAGGAUAAGGGAGGUCGUCGUAUCACUCAAUCCGGACAACGUGAUUUGGACCGUAUCGCACAAACCACCGUUGAGGCCGAUGAGGAGGAAGACGAAGAGUAA